This is a messenger RNA of Pestalotiopsis fici W106-1, 1854 nucleotides long. RefSeq lists its product as uncharacterized. The coding region runs from base 1 to 1854 and encodes 617 amino acids. The transcript is spliced from 5 exons. Gene Ontology annotation, molecular function: DNA-binding transcription factor activity, RNA polymerase II-specific; DNA binding; zinc ion binding. The record is from RefSeq and is a predicted model, not a curated record. Lineage: Eukaryota; Fungi; Ascomycota; Sordariomycetes; Amphisphaeriales; Sporocadaceae. Gene Ontology annotation, cellular component: nucleus. Gene Ontology annotation, biological process: DNA-templated transcription; regulation of DNA-templated transcription.
AUGUCUUACGCCUCCGGAAGGCCGCAUCCUAAUACCAUUCUAACACCUACAUCGCUGGACUCAUCAGCCCACAAUGCCGCCCCCUACGGCUCACCCACUGCUUUAGCCGUCAAGUCGGAAUGGGGCGACAGCGGUCAGAGCAACGCCGUCACCCCCGAGGAUUCAACUGCCCAUUCCAAGAAGAAGCAGAAGCGCAAUAAGCCAACCUUGUCGUGCCAUGAAUGCGUCGAGAGAAAAACAAAGUGUGACAGAGGACGGCCGAAUUGUCUGGCAUGCAUCAAACGUCAAACCGAGUGCAAAUAUGCCCACGUUGCGGAUCUGCUCGAGCAAACUACACGAACAGCAGCCAAUGGGACCAGGAUGACCAAGCCGCCCAAGAGGAAGCUGUCGGACACGACCAAAGAUGCACCAACAUCUGUUCCUAAUAUUGCAGAUAAAGGCUUCUCUUCUGGCCCCAUGUCCCGAGGCACUGUCGCCUCAUCCACAGGCUUGCUGUCAAACAUACCUUAUUCAUUGCCUACUGCAUCCAAGGUAUUCGGGGUGGGAGCAGAACAUCCGUUUGCAAACUAUUGGACCUUUGAAGGCAAGCUCGAACAAGUCAUCAGCGUCAUGCCCAAGGAGAAGGCAAAUGCCGACAUGCUGAUUGCGCAAUACUUUGAAUGUGUGGAUCCGGUGUAUCCAAUGAUUCAUCGUCAGACCUUUUACGCCGAUUAUGAGCACUUUUGGUCCCUUUUACACAGGAACCAGCAUGAGAAUGCUGAUGCCGCUUUUGUUGGCCUAGUUUUCGUCAUGAUGGCCCUGGGAACGCAAUUUCAAACCGUGACGACGCUAGAGGAUGGCAAAAAAAGUGCGGAGUUCUACGCAUCUGCAUCAAACCAGGCCCUGCGGAUCGGGUGUUACCUUAGUUCAGCUUCCAUCCAGUCGAUACAAGCAAUGGUCUUGCUUACCUAUUUCCUCAUCAACGAUAACCACGCUUCAGACGGUUGGUCAUUUGCUGGAAUCCUCAUGAGACAAGCGUAUGCAAUGGGACUACAUCGAGACCCGAAUAUUGUCGUGCCUGACGCGAGCAAAUUUGAGAAGCAACAACGGCGAAAACUUUGGCAGGCUGUUUUGCACCAAGACACAUUUUUGACAAUUCUGCUGUCCCUGCCACCAAGCGCGACACAUACAGAUGUCAAUGUGGACGAUCUCGUGGAUGAUCCCAACGACAUUGUCAGCACAGACCCUCGGGAUACAGCCUAUAUUCGAGGUUCCUGGUCAUUAGCAAAUUUGGUCCAAGAAACAAUAUGUAGUCCUCGUUCUCUCGACAUACCCAUAUGCUCUACACAGCGUCAGAAGUCGAAGCUUAUUUCGGAUUUCCGGGCCGUGUAUAGAUCAUUUCCCGACAUAUUCCGCUCCUGGGACCAGGAGUCUCUCACGCAGCUUGCCGCGACGAACAAGCGAAUCGUACGGCAAACGCUUUUUCUGACAAGCAACUACUACCACAACCUCAUGCUAGUACAUGCUUCAGAAAGUCCAGAUGUUCCUGUAAACGUUCGAGCGACACUCGAGGCAGCGCACGAGGCCAUCAAUGCUUUCUUCAUGCUGUACAACCUUUUUGCACACGAGGCGCGGGUAUGGUGGGUCUUCAACCACCGUGCAUUCCUCGAGGCGCUGUGCAUUGGCAAUGUCCUGCGGGAGACGGCUAGCGAUGUUGAGCCUGAUGAGGUAGAGAGGUUUGAGCGGGACCCAUUGUUUGCGAGGGCCAGAGCGGACCUUACUCGUAUGAUUCAGAUCAUGCAAAUCAUGGCUGAUGGUGAUCAAGGAUCUGAGGUCGCCAGAACAAGAGUCACAGUUCUUAGCGAGUUUCUGUAG